Molecule: messenger RNA, 297 nt
Organism: Wallemia ichthyophaga EXF-994
Lineage: Eukaryota; Fungi; Basidiomycota; Wallemiomycetes; Wallemiales; Wallemiaceae
Exons: 2
Coding region: 1-297 (98 amino acids)
Source: RefSeq, a predicted model, not a curated record
AUGUCAUCCGACCCAAGCAAGACCAACGCACAAUGGAACUCAACCGUCGGCACUGCCAAGGAAUCCUUGGGCAACGCCGUUGGUUCUGAAGACUACUCCAAGGCCGGUAAAGAGCAACAUGCCAAAGGUGAAGCCGAGAGAAAGGAGGCUGAAGCCAAGCAAUACGGCGAAGGCAUGGUCGACUCAGCUGCAGGCAAGAUGAAGAACGUCGGUGGCGCUGUCACUGGUGACAAGGAGAAGCAGGCUGAAGGUGCUGCUCGUGAAGAAAAGGGCGAAACCAAGAGAGACUUCGCUUAA